This is a messenger RNA of Penicillium diatomitis, 927 nucleotides long. RefSeq lists its product as uncharacterized. NCBI's taxonomy places the organism in Eukaryota, Fungi, Ascomycota, Eurotiomycetes, Eurotiales, Aspergillaceae. The record is from RefSeq and is a predicted model, not a curated record. The transcript has 5 exons. Bases 1 to 927 code for a protein of 308 amino acids.
AUGGUCAAUCCGGCACUCGCUCAAGUCAUCAUCGGCGUCAGCGGCCGUAUCCCUGGGCACACGCACAUCCACUUCGCUCUGACCGAGAAUAGAUGCCAGAUCGUCAAUAUCAACUGGUUUCUAGACUCGGCGCAACUGAAUCGGCCCCUUCGCACAGCGGCAUACUUGCUUGUUGCAUCAGCAAAUGUUGCUGAGGAUUUGCAGGGACCAAAUGUUCCUCGGUCCAAUCUGCAGAUACACCACGAGAAGCUGAUCACUUUCGUGGACAAGCGGUGCAAAAAUGGAGACACGAUCGCCAGAAAUGAGGAUCUGGAUGAGACACAACCGUCUUACUGGGUAUCGACUCGCCGGAUCCAGCUUCUCCACGACUUUGGUCUCAAGACCUGGUUCACCUGGGUCCACGACGAGUGCCCGGACACGACGGCAAUGGAGUUUCGUGGUAAUGGAGAUCUAGACUCCGCGAAAUGGGAAUUUGGACGCGCCUUUGAAGAGUGCAAGCUUGCGGAGCUUCCGUUAGAACCGGCGAGGGACCUUCAAUCUCAACAGCUACUACCCGGAGUCGAACGCUUGAUCAAGCUUUUGUUUUGGCCGGAUUAUGGUAUCAUUCCCUUCUACAAUCAUAUGUUUGUGGGAAGAUUCGGCUCUGGAUUUCUCAAGACCGACGGUGCAACUCUGCGGAUCUCUUUCGAUUACCUUACCGAGCUCGUAGAGCACCUUGCAGGACCCUCUCUCGGCCCAGGUGCACCACGCAGCUCGUCCAUGAUGCUGCAGUCACGAAUCGCGACUCUUCUGAAGCAAAACUAUCUGCGUCUUCUCCGGAUAGCAAAGCGUUCGGUGCCAGGCCCAGAGGUGAUUGAUUUUCAGUGGGCAAAGCACAAAUUUCAGAACAUUGAGCUGUCAUCGAGCUCCCUGCACAGCCUCCCGUAG